GGAGAAUGUACCUUUUCAUUUACGAUUUUAGUGUGAUUUGAUUCUGUGAGGGCUACAGUUUUUCAGUCUUAUUCCCAGUUUUGUUAGCGAUUAUAAUUUGAUUAUAGCUGCUAGUGGUUUCAAUGACAACUUUUGACGAAAAAGAAAAUAUCAACAUGGAGGAGCCCGCGUCUAAGAAAUUUAGGUUUCUUCAACCUGAGAGCCGUGGAUCUCGUAGUAGUGAAUCUGUGUGUAGUAACAUGUCAUCAAGCACCAUUGAUACCAGUAGCUCUUCAUCAAGCAGCGGUUCUGCAGAAUUUGACAGAACAUUGACUGGGAACUCGGAGAGUUUAUUCCGCCCUGGUGAGCUAACGAAGGGAUCUGUUGAAGUUCCGAUACACUCGAAUAUGCUCUUUGUCAAUUUACCUCAAAGAAUCGUCAGUGCACUUGGACGUUAUGGUCGCAUUGGUGUACACAGCGAUGGCAGAAUGCAUGCAGUCCCUUUUGUACCGGAUGAAUUUGCAAACAUGGAACCACGUACCAGCGGGGGAAUCAAUCCUUUGCAGCGAAGAGUUUUGGAUGCUCUGGAAAAGUCAUCUGGAAGCACUAUAGAAAGAGAUGCGAGUGAUGACGAGUUUCCUGCUGAUUUGGAACUUGAAGCAAAUGAUGAUGAUGAUGAUGAUAAGGAGAACACUACGAUAGACAGUGAUAUCACUAGCAAAUCUCAAACUGAAUCCAUAGCCACAAUGUCUGCAUCUGCCUCUGAAUCUGGAACGGCAGAAGCGAACGAAUGUGCAUCCGGCGAUCAUGAUGAUGUUCUGCAAAAAGAAUUGCUUAGCGCAAUCGGACUGUCAGCGGGCCAAAUUGACAGGCUAUCCUCUGCUCCAGUGUGGGCUCCAAUGCCGAAGAAAAAAAGCCAAGUCGAAAAUGAUGAAUGCUCCGAGGAUGAGGGACAACCAUCCAGUGACAAUCCAGAAGAGAGGCAUUGGGAGGUUGCGGCAAUUCUUCGGCCUCAACUUGACAAAAAGGAUCCAACGAAAAAGGAAUACCUUGUUGUCUGGAAAGAUUGGCCGUGGCACGACCAAUGGAGUUUGUCGCCAGAGUGUUUCGACGGCGGUGAACAUCGCAUGGUUGCUGCUGAUACGCGAGAGCGCUUGGUUUCGCAAAUGGCGGCAUAUAUGCGGCACAAAGACAAGCAGGCAUUCGAUGAAAUGUUUCCAACAUUUGACCGUCGGCAUGAUUUCACGAGCUGGUACAGAGUGCAACUUCGCCUUAUCGAACAAUCGAUAAAUGACGAGCUCGAAGAUCUUGGAAUGGCGCCUAUCUAUGUAGAGAAUUGGACGAAGGACGAGCGGGCAUUGAUCAACGUUAAGUACUUGACCAGAUGCGCACUGUCUGUGCUAAACUAUCGCGAAGUGAAAGCUGUUGGUCGAUCUUUGCGUUUGCAGUAUCCAGAAGAUGGAGCAGGAUGUGACUGCAAGGACGGUGUUUGCACGCCCGCAUGUCCAUGCAUCAGAUUGAUGGGUCGAGAUCAGAUACGUAUGCGAAGUAGUGGUAGAGUGGAUGUGGACAAACUUGCCGAGGCAACGACGGUGGAAUGUGGUCCCACAUGCUCGUGCACUAUAGAGUGCCCAAGCAGAUUUGCUGAGAGGGGCCGCAAAGUUCCACUUGUGAUAAUGUACACAACUACUAAAGGUUGGAGUGUGUUUGCUCCGCAAAUUAUUCCAUCGGGAGCAUUUCUUGGAGUUUACACAGGCGAGAUAAUACCAUUGUGUAGCGCAAUAUCGCAAGGAAUGUCGACCAGUUAUCAGUUCACAAACAUCCACCAAAUACCAGGCACAAAACAGUACGUCGUUGACGCAUCCCGUAUGGGAAAUGAAACAAGGUAUUUCAACCAUGCCUGUGGAGAUGUAGCAAAUCUCAAAGCUGUCUCACUUCUUUCACGAGGGAAUCUGCUGACUAACAACAUGCUUUUCUUCACGAAACGAAUGAUUUCCAAAGGCGAGGAACUUACAUUCUCCUACCGCGGAAAGGACAUGGAAGAACAGAAAAGUGGCAUUCGGUGCCUAUGUACACCUGGAUGCCAGAAUCGUUUGUGAACGACGACUCUAUCAACCAUGUUAUCCCUUAUUUAUUCUAUUUUUGUUAUUGAUGGCUAGGAAACAAUGCAGCUUUAUCGAACAAGUCAAUGGAUCUCCGCUCAUUCAGUGCAAAGAGUACCGCUGAGUAAUUUGACUGCAGUGAACUUUAACUUAUCGUGCUGGGAUGAGCAACAAUAAUGGCACACGCUUAGGCUAUCUCAGUUAAUCUAUGAGAGAUUGUUCGAUCACAGUUUAUUAUCAGUGUAUGCAUUUUUGUGUUCCUCAUUGGUACCCUGCGAACGGAUAUCUUCAUGUUUCACCUCACUUGUCUGUUCAGUCGAGCUUUAGCGUCCUGCAUGCUCUCUUCUCUUAUUGUGUGUAAGCUAGCAAAAAAUGUCUUUUAAAAAUUUAAGGCG
Molecule: messenger RNA, 2476 nt
Organism: Cylicocyclus nassatus
Lineage: Eukaryota; Metazoa; Nematoda; Chromadorea; Rhabditida; Strongylidae
Source: the annotation of a GenBank genome assembly